AAGCAAAUUCAUAGUUGUGGUUCACGUAUGCAGCAAACAAGACUAGAGGCAACCCUCAGAAGCUCAGGAUUGCGAGUAUCUUCACCAUAUUGUCGCAAUACUCUUGAUUCAAGUGGAUUUACGGACUUCGGUUUUACCGGUGUUUGAAUCCAGAGCGUCUUUUUCGGUUGAGCGGUAACUGAAGUGAAGGCAACUCGCGUGUGAAUUACUACUGGAAACAAUAACGUUUUAGUAGACUACAUGGAUUUUCCGUCGGUUGUCAAUACUUGACCCCGCUUUUUAUCGGUUUACUACCAUACAGUUUGGGGCCAACGUAGUUAUUUGUUCAAGGAAAUGUGAGCUCAAGAAAGAUGAUGACCUGAGGCUGUCCCUAAUUCCUGUUUACAUGAAGUAGUUCAACUAUCAAAACGUCCUCAAGACAGCGGAAAGGAAACGGACUAAAUUAAUUGUUGGCUACAUUGUAACAUUUCAAGCUGGCAAGUAAUGCCACUUUUUAUUUUCUAUGUCUGCUGAGUAUCCCACAGAGGAACCAAAACGCGCUCGUGACCGAGAGGGAACGGCCAAUUAACUUUGAUUUUGGGCACCAUCGAUGAGGACGCAGCAGUGAACUGACGAGUCACACAUAGAAACCCCCCAGUCCCUCCCACCACCAGCCCCCCUCCCCUCCCUCUGUCCCUCUCCCCUAUUCCUGGCCCCUCUCCCCCACCCCAGACUCACCAUGCUGAUCAAGGAGUACCGGAUCCCAAUGCCAAUGAGCGUGGACGAGUACCGCAUCGCCCAACUCUACAUGAUCCAGAAAAAGAGUCGGGAUGAGACCUGUGGCGAGGGCAGCGGAGUGGAGAUCUUGGAGAACAAGCCAUAUGAGAACGGCCCAGGGGGAAUCGGCCAGUACACCCACAAGGUUUACCACAUCGGCAUGCACAUCCCCAGCUGGUUCCGCUCCAUCCUGCCCAAGGCAGCGCUCCGGGUAGAGGAGGAGUCCUGGAACGCCUACCCCUACACCCGCACAAGAUAUACAUGUCCCUUUGUUGAGAAGUUCUCCAUUGACAUUGAGACGUACUACAAGCCAGACACAGGAAACCAGCCAGACGUCUUCAACAUGUCCCCAGCCGAGAAGAGGCUAAGGACUCUGGACCCCAUCGACAUUGUCAAAGAUCCCAUCACUCCACAUGAGUACUUGCAAGAGGAGGACCCUCGGAUCUACAGGUCAGACAAGACCAAGAGAGGCCCUCUGCAGGAGGACUGGAUCGAGGAGUACAACAACAACCCGGGGAAGACGCCCAUCAUGUGUGCUUACAAACUGUGCAAGGUGGAAUUCCGCUACUGGGGUAUGCAGUCCAAGAUUGAGCGCUUCAUCCAUGAUGUAGGGCUGAGGAAGGUGAUGGUGCGGGCCCACCGGCAGGCUUGGUGCUGGCAGGACGAGUGGUAUGGCCUGACCAUCGAGGACAUCAGGCAGCUGGAGCUGGAGACCCAGUUGGCCCUUGCCCAGAAGAUGGCCCAUUUCAGCCAGACAGAGGAGGCCACCGAGGCCAAUGGAGCUGUUUCAUCCCCAGACAAGAAUCAGGAGGUCAAGGAUACCAUCAACUCUUUAGAAGCUGAGGAGGUGGUCAGUGCAGGGGGCGGGGGAGACACUCUCCAAACAAAACGAGCAGGGCUCACAAAGCAGUGGUCCACCUCCUCCAGAUCCUCCCGCUCAUCCAAGAGAGGAGCGAGCCCGUCACGCCACAGCCUCUCUGAAUGGAGGAUGCAGAGCAUUGCACGAGACUCCGAGGACAGCUCAGAGGAGGAGUUCUUUGAUGCUCAUGAGGACUUGUCAGGUGAUGAAGAGGUCUUUCCCAAUGAGAUUGCCAAGUGGAACUCUAACGACCUCAUGGACAAGAUUGAGUCGGCUGAUGCAGAAGACACCCCUGGAGAGCUAUACAAGGACAUGGCAGGGGACUAUGAAAGGGAGGCCGGUGAUGAGAGACUAGAUGAGGACCUCUCCCCUCAGCAGUGUCUGCAGCCUUCUAAGAUCCACGUGCUGAUCCUGGUGCUACAUGGAGGCAACAUCCUGGACACAGGAGGAGGGGACCAGACCAGUAAGCAGGGCGAUGUCAACACCAUCAGCACUGCCUUUGACACAGUGAUGCGCUUGCACUAUCCCACCGCGCUGGGACGAAUCGCCAUCCGCCUGGUGCCCUGCCCUGCCAUCUGUGCUGAGGCCUUCUCCCUGGUGUCCAAUCUGAGCCCGUACAGCUAUGAUGAGAGCUGUCUGUCAAGCAGUCAGGACCACAUCCCCCUGGCUGCCCUGCCUCUCCUGGCCACCUCCACCCCCCAGUACCAGGAGGCUGUGGCCACCGUCAUCAUGAGAGCCAACCAGGUGUACAACGACUUCAUCAGGUCCCUGGAUGGGACAACCUUCUCUGGCCAGGUGUGCUUGAUUGGGGACUGCGUGGGAGGGAUCUUGGGGUUUGACGCCUUGUGUAUCAGCAACCAGACUAUUGGUGAGAGCCAGAACAGCAGCCGCAGGGGAAGUGUAAUCAGCGUACAGGACCAGGACCUCCUCUCUCCAGGGAUCAUCAUCAACAGUGGGUAUGGCUCUGCCUCUCCCACCCUGGAGAGCAGCCGCCACCUGAGCCGCAGCAACAUUGACAUCCCCCGAUCAGGAGGACCAGAUGACCCCAAGAGACAGCUGCCCCGGAAGACGAGCGACUCCUCCACAUAUGAGUUGGACACCAUCAAACACCACCAGGCCUUCCUGACUAGCCUCCACUCCAGUGUUCUGCGGACCGACCCGUCCUCACGCAGGUCCAGCAGCAGCACCUUUCAGGAUGCAGGCUCUCAGGGGAAGUUUGAAUUUGAGGUGGCAGACUUCUUCCUCUUUGGCUCUCCUCUGGGCCUUGUCCUCGCCCUGAGGAAGACUGUCAUUCCUGUGCUGGACGUGGCCCAGCUGCGCCCUGCCUGCCAGCAGGUCUACAACCUGUUCCACCCAGCCGACCCCUUGGCCUCGCGCCUGGAGCCCCUCCUGGAGAAGAAGUUCCACCUCCUGCCCCCUUUCAAUGUUCCCCGCUACACACGCUUCCCCCUGGGGGACGGCAACUCCGCUCUACUGGCGGAUUUUGUUCAGUCUCAUGGUGGUGUCUUCAUGGACAGUUCGUACCCCUCCUCCCCCGUUACGGGCCCCCACUGCCGGGGCCUGCGGAGGGCCAGUGAGGUCAGCAUUGCCAGCCAGGUCUCAGGAAUGGCAGACAGUUACACUGCCACCAACAUAGCCAACAUCGCAGCUCGUUGGUGGGGCACCAAGCGUGUGGACUUUGCCUUGUACUGCCCUGAUGCACUGACAGCCUUCCCCACAGUGGCACUACCGCACCUCUUCCAUGCAUCCUACUGGGAGUCCACUGAUGUAGUGUCCUUCCUGCUGCGACAGGUUAUGAGACAUGAAAACUCCAGCAUACUGGAGCUGGAUGGUAAGGAGGUGUCAGAGUUCACUCCAUCUAAACCCCGGGAGAAGUGGCUCAGGAAGAGAACCCACGUCAAGAUCAGGAAUGUGACAGCCAAUCAUCGUGUAAACGAUGCAGUGUUCACAGAAGGUGGGCUGCAGAUCGUGACUGGCCGCUUCAUGUACGGACCUCUGGACAUGGUCACACUGACUGGGGAGAAGGUGGACAUCCACAUCAUGACACAGCCCCCGUCUGGAGACUGGGUGUACUUUGACACGGAGCUGACCAACAGCGGUGGCCGUGUGUCCUUCAUCAUCCCAGAGAGCAAACGGCUGGGGGUUGGUGUCUAUCCGGUCAAACUGGUGGUCAGGGGGGAUCACACAUUUGCAGACAGCUACCUGACAGUGCUUCCCCAUGGGACAGAGUUUGUUGUGUUCAGUAUAGACGGCUCAUUCGCUGCCAGCGUGUCCAUCAUGGGGAGUGAUCCCAAAGUUCGAGCCGGAGCAGUCGAUGUGGUCAGGCACUGGCAGGACCUGGGCUAUUUGAUCGUCUAUGUGACGGGGCGUCCAGACAUGCAGAAGCAGAGAGUGGUGGCCUGGCUGUCUCAGCAUAACUUCCCCCAUGGCAUCGUCUCCUUCUGUGAUGGCCUGGUCCACGACCCACUCAGACACAAAGCCAACUUCCUCAAGUCACUCAUGGAGGCUCACAUGAAGAUCUUUGCUUGUUACGGUUCUACCAAAGACAUUGCGGUCUACACCUCCAUCGGCCUCUCUCCCUCCCAGAUCUACAUCAUUGGCCGAUCCUCCAAGAAGAUGCAAGCUCAGUGCCAGUUCAUUACAGAGGGCUAUGCGACCCACCUCUCUCAGCUGGAGUACAACCAGUGCUCUCGGCCAGCAAAGACUAGCAGUGCCCGCAUGGUCCUACGGAAAGGCAGCUUUGGUCUGGGUGCAAAAAGCGACUUCCUACGGAAGCGGAACCAGCUGCUGCGCACCAUCUCCGCCCAGCCGGCCUCCAGCUUGCCCAGCGGCAGUGGCCACAGUAGACCAGAGCGCACACAGAGCCAGUCAGACAGCCACAGCCAGCAUGGCCCUGGACCAGCCCAGCGCAGCAUGAGCAUUACAGCAGGCUGCUGGGGCCGCAGUGGUAGCACCAAGCUGGAGCCUGGGGUGUUCAAACCAAAGUAGGAGGAUGAAAUUGAGCAAGGACAAAGGUGAUGAGGAAAGGGAAAAACUGCAGAAAGAGAAAUUCAAGAAAUUAAGAUUGAGAUGACCAGAGAAUAAUUUAAAGACAGGGGAGAGUGAGAUGCUGGUCGUAGGCUUUCAAAGCUCUAAAUACAGAGACAGGAAGAAGAAUGAGAGAAUACAUGCGGUAAACAGGUCAAUGGAACUUGGGGAAAGCGCAAGCUGAUCGAACAAAGUGGAUAUUCGGCAAAUCCAUCAGGAUUGAUGUAUUCUAACAGGCCCACAAUGUGGUUACUAAAAUCCGAUUUGGAUAUAUUUGGCUGUUUUCGCUGCAUAAUAUAUAAAUAUCUGAUAAAUGCUAACUCUGGUUCAAAUAUAUGGUAGUAACGCCAGCCAUAUGGAAAUCGUUGGUGGUAAUUGAAGCCGUUUUUAAGUGUAAUGCUUGGUGACAUAACAAUGUAUUGGGGUUGACAUCCAUAUAAGCAUUAUACUCCAAAUUAUAAACUGGGUGGUUUGAGCCCUGAAUGCUGAUUGGCUAACAACCUUGGUAUAUUUAACCUUUAUUUAACUAGGCAAGUCAGUUAAGAACAAAUUCUUAUUUACAAUGACGGCCUAGGAACAGUGGGUUAAUUGCCUUGUUCAGGGGCAGAACGACUGAAUUUUACCUUGUCAGCUCAGGGAUUCGAUCUAGCAACCUUUCGGUUACUGGCCCAACGCUCUAACCACUAGGCUACCUGCGGCCCCGGUAUAUCAGACCGUAUACCACGGGUAAGACAAAAUAUUUAUUUUAACUGCUCUAAUUACAUUGGUAACAAGUUUAUAAUAGCAAUAAGGCACCUCAGAAGUUUGUGGUAUAUGGCCAAUAUACCAUGGCUAAGGGCUGUGUCCAGGCACUCCGCGUUGCGUCGUGCAAAGGACAGCCCUUAGCCAUAUACAGUUGAAGUCGGAUGUUUACAUACACCUUAGCCAAAUACAUUUAAUCCUAGUAAAAAUUCCCUGUGUUAGGUCAGUCAGGAUCACCACUUUAUUUUAAGAAUGGGAAAUGUCAGGAUAAUAGUAGAGAGAAUGAUUUAUUUCAGCUUUUCUUUCUUUCAUCACAUUCCCAGUGGGUCAGAAGUUUGCAUACACUCAAUUAGUAUUUGGUGGCAUUGCCUUUAAAUUGUUUAACUCGGGUCAAACGUUUCGGGUAGCCUUCCACAAGCUUCCCACAAUAAGAUGGGUGAAUUUUGGCCCAUUCCUCCUGACUGAGCUGGUGUAACUGAGUCAGGUUUGUAGGCCUCCUUGCUCGCACAUUCUUUUUCAGUUCUGCCCACAAAUAUUCUAUAGGAUUGAGGUUAGGGCUUUGUGAUGGCCACUCCAAUACCUGGACUUUGUUGUCCUUAAGCCAUUUUGCCACAACGUUGGAAGUAUGCCUGGGGUCAUUGUCCAUAUGGAAAACCCAUUUGCGACCAAGCUUUAACUUCCUGUCUGAUGUCUUGAAAUGUUGCUUCAAUAUAUCCACAUCAUUUUCCGUCCUCAUUAUGCCAUCUAUUUUGUGAAGUGCACCAGUCCCUCCUGCAGCAAAGCACCCCCACAACAUGAUGCUGCCACCCCUGUGCUUCACGGUUGGGAUGGUGUUCUUUGGCUUGCAGGCCUCCCCCUUUUUCCUCCAAACAUACAGUGAGGGAAAAAAGUAUUUGAUCCCCUGCUGAUUUUGUAUGUUUGCCCACUGACAAAGAAAUGAUCAGUCUAUAAUUUUAAUGGUAGAUUUAUUUGAACAGUGAGAGACAGAAUAACAACAAAAAAAUCCCAAGUCAAAAAUGUUAUAAAUUGAUUUGCAUUUUAAUGAGGUAAAUAAGUAUUUGACCCCUCUGCAAAACAUGACUUAGUACUUGGUGGCAAAACCCUUGUUGGCAAUCACAGAGGUCAGACGUUUCUUGUAGUUGGCCACCAGGUUUGCACACAUCUCAGGUUGGAUUUUGUCCCAGUCCUCUUUGCAGAUCUUCUCCAAGUCAUUAAGGUUUCGAGGCUGAUGUUUGGCAACUCGAACCUUCAGCUCCCUCCACAGAUUUUCUACGGGAUUAAGGUCUGGAGACUGGCUAGGCCACUCCAGGACCUUAAUGUGCUUCUUCUUGAGCCACUCCUUUGUUGCCUUGGCCGUGUGUUUUGGGUCAUUGUCAUGCUGGAAUACCCAUCCACGACCCAUUUUCAAUGCCUUGGCUGAGGGAAGGAGGUUCUCACCCAAGAUUUGACGGUACAUGGCCCCGUCCAUUUGAUGCGGUGAAGUUGUCCUGUCCCCUUAGCAGUAAAACACCCUCAAAGCAUAAUGUUUCCAGCUCUAUGUUUGACAGUGGGGAUGGUGUUCUUGGGGACAUAGGCAGCAUUCCUCCUCCUCCAAACACGGCGAGUUGAGUUGAUGUCAAAGAGCUCCAUUUGGGUCUCAUCUGCCCACAACACUUUCACCCAGUUGUCCUCUGAAUAAUUUUGAUGUUCAUUGGCAAACUUCAGAUGGGCAUGUAUAUGUGCUGUCUUGAGCAGGGGGGCCUUGCGGGUGCUGCAGGAUUUCAGUCCUUCACGGCGUAGUUUGUUACCAAUUGUUUUCUUGGUGACUAUGGUCCCAGCUGCCUUGAGAUCAUUGACAAGAUCCUCCCGUGUAGUUCUGGGCUGAUUCCUCACCGUUCUCAUGAUCAUUGCAGCUACACGAGGUGAGAUCUUGCAUGGAGCCCCAGGCCGAGGGAGAUUGACAGUUAUUUUGUGUUUCUUCCAUUUGUGAAUAAUCGCAUCAACUGUUGUCACCUUCUCACCAAGCAGCUUGGCUAUGGUCUUGUAGCCCAUUCCAGCCUUGUGUAGGUCUACAAUCUUGUCCCUGACAUCCUUGGAGAGCUCUUUGGUCUUGGCCAUGGUGGAGAGUUUGGAAUCUGAUUGAUUGAUUGAUUGCUUCUGUGGAUAGGUGUCUUUUAUACAGGUAACAAGCUGAGAUUAGGAGCACUCCCUUUAAGAGUGUGCUGUUUAACUCCCUUUAAGAGUGUGCUCCUAAUCUCAGCUCGUUACCUGUAUAAAAGAUACCUGGGAGCCAGAAAUCUUUCUGAUUGAGAGGGGAUCAAAUACUUAUUUCCCUCAUUAAAAUGCUAAUCAAUUCAAAACAUUUUUGACAUGCGUUUUUCUGGAUUUUUGUGUUGUUAUUCUGUCUCUCACUGUUCAAAUAAACCUACCAUUAAAAUUAUAGACCGAUCAUUUCUUUGUCAGUGGGCAAACGUACAAAAUCAGCAGGGGAUCAAAUAUUUUUUUCCCUCACUGUAACAAUGGUCAUUAUGGCCAAACAGCUCUAUUUUUGUUUCAUCAAACCAGAGGACAUUUUUCCAAAAAGUAGGAUCUUGGUCCCCGUGUGCAGUUGCAAACCGUAGUCAUUUUAAAAAAAAAAAAUGGCAGUUUGGAGCAGUGGCUUCUUCCUUGCUGAGUGGCCUUUCAGGUUAUGUCGAUAUAGGACUCGUUUUACUGUGGAUAUAGAUACAUGUUUCCUCCAGCAUCUUCACAAGGUCCGUUGCUGUUGUUCUGGGAUUGAUUUGCACUUUUCAUACCAAAGUACGUUCAUCUCUAGGAGACAGAACGCGUCUCCUUCCUGAGCGGUACGACGGCUUCGUGGUCUCAUGGUGUUUAUACUUGCGUACUAUUGUUUGUACAGAUGAACGUGGUACCUUCAGGAGUUUGGAAAUUGCUCCCAAGGAUGAACCAGACUUGUGGAGGUCUACACUUUGUUUCUGAGGUCUUGGCUGAUUUCUUUUGAUUGUCCUAUGAUGUCAAGCAAAGAGGCACUGAGUUUGAAGGUAGGCCUUGAAAUACAUCCACAGGUACAGCUCCAAUUGACUCAAAUGAUCAGAAGCUUCUAAAGCCAUGACAUCAUUUUCUGGAAUUUUCCAAGCUGUUUAAAGGCACAGUCAACUUAGUUUAUGUAAACUUCUGACCCACUGAAAUUGUGAUACAGUGAAUUAUAAGUGAAAUAAUCUGUCUGUAAACAAUUGUUGUAAAAAUGUGUCAUGCACAAAGUAGAUGUCUUAACCGACUUGCCAAAACUCUAGUUUGUUAACAAGACAUUUGUGGAGUGGUUGACAAACAAGUUUUUUUAUAACUACAACCUAAGUGUAUGUAAACUUCCAACUUCAACUGUACCACACCCCCUCGGGCCUUAUUACUCAAUUUUACCCCAACAUUGUGUUAAAUACAUGUAUUAUAGCACAAACAAUAGCAUAAAUGUAGGUUAAUUUUGAUGGGCAACAAUGAGGAGAUUGGGAAGGGGUGGUUGUGUGUGUGUGGUGUUUCCAAUGUUUUGGUCAAAUUCCAUUGAUCUCUUUGCCACAUCUAUACAGCAUUGAAAAACGUUGGUGCUACGAACCAGUCUUUAUUAAAGCAAUACCAUCAAUAUACCUGAAUCAACCAAAACAACCACAGGCGGAGGCGGAGGCAAUGUCUCUUUUUUUCUUCGGACAUUGACACAAUGGAGAAAAGCCGUUUAAGAAGCAUCUUAUUUAAGCAAGGAACAUGCAUGCACAAUACACAAACAAACCUCUGGCCAACAAUAGGAAGAGACUCCUAAAGAAAGAGACUUGGACUGUUUCCGAGUUGCAUAUUGUUCUAGUUUUUAUUUAUCAUAUUCAUCCUAUAUGUCUUUAAUACCAUAUCGAUAUACACAGUGUGUCUCCUGGACUCCAGCGUCCUCAUGCUGCCAGUUUGGUUUAACUCCUGAUAGAUCCAUGUUCCCCAUCUCCCACCCUGGGUUAUGCAGGUGGGUUGUAUCCUCCCUGCACCAUGACACAGUCUAGUCUCCAGAACCUCACACAUACAGCCAAAAUAGAAUUAUAGCAGUGCAUCAGCAGCUGCAAUACUCAAGUCUGUAUACCAAUUGCGCUUUGAUUACAGUUGAGACCCCAAUCAUUGUCUGUUUUAUCAUACAGAACAUGUUACAUUAUAGUCCACUGUAAUCAUUGCCUUUAGUAUAUUUAUGUAUAUCACUUGCAGGGCAAACUUGUAUCAUUGUAAGAUGAUGUGCCAAAGUAGGCAGUAUGCUCAAUUUACUACUGCACGUGAAGGGAGAAGCUAAAUGGAAGAUGUCUGUUGAGACAGACUGAAACUGCUCUGUGGACCUUGUUUGGGUUGAUUGAUGGUAUAGUUGAAGAUAACCGAGGCUUGUAUAUAAUAUUGUAUGUAGAGCUGAGGUCAGGCCUACCAAGGGGCAAUUCUCUGGUAUCCUCUUCACACUGAGGAGAUACACAUUCAGGAUACACCUUUUUAUUAUUAUUUAACAGGAUACAUAGAUAUAAAUGUAUAUAUUCAUUUUUUGUGAAUAGAAAAACAAUUGUUUUAGUUCUUCUAACUACAUAGUGUUUCAUUUUUUUAUGUUCGUAUCUCAUGCAAUCAUCCGCAGCAGCCAAUACACAGCAGGGGUAUUUGUCUUGCAUAGUAUUGCAUUUCUACCACAUCGACUGAUCAUGCAAAUGGAAAGACUUGUGUUAAUGUAUCUGCUAUCUUAAUGUGUCAUAUGUUUAUUAUGAUAUCCACUACAUGACUAAAUGUAUGUUGACACCUGCUCGUCAAACAUCUCAUUCCAAAAUCGUGGGCAUUGAUAUGGAGUUGGUCCCCCCUUUGCUGCUAUAAUAGCCUCCAUUCUUCUGGGAAGGCUUCCCACUUAAAUGUUGGAACAUUGCGUCCAUUCAGCCACAAGAGCAUUAGUGAGGUUGGGCAAUUAGGCCUGGCUCGCAGUCGGCGUUCCAAUUCAUCCCAAAGGUGUUCAAUGGGGUUGAGUUCAGGGCUCUGUGCAGGCCAGUCAACUUCUUCCACACCGAUCUCGACAAACCUUUUCUAUAUGGACCUUGCUUUGUGCACGGGGGCAUUGUCAUGCUGAAACAGGAAAGGGCCAUCCCUAAACUGUUGCCACGAAGUUGGAAGCACUGAAUCGGCUAGAAUGUUAUUGUAUGCUGUAGAGUUAAGAUUUCCCUUCACUGGAACUAAGGGACCCAAACCAUGAAAAACAGCCCCAGACCAUAAUUACUCAUCCACCAAACUUUACAGUUGGCACUAUGCAUUUUGGCAGGUAACGUUGUCCUGGCGUCCGCCAAAUCCAGAUUCAUCUGUCUGACUACCAGAUAGUGAAGCAUGAUUCAUCACUCCAGAGUACGCGUUGCCAAAGCUUUACACCACACCAGCCGACUCUUGGCAUUGCGCAUGGUGAUUUUAGGCAAAACCUAUUUCAUAAAACUCCCGACGAACAGUUUGAUUAGAUUUUUACGUUCUACACGCUCUAGCACUCGGCGGCCCCGUUCUUGUGAGCUUGUGUGGCCUACCACUUCGCGGCUGAGCCGUUGUUGCUCCUUGACGUUUCCCCUUCACAAUAACAGCACUUACAGUUGACCGGAGCAGCUCUAGCAGGGCAGAGAUUUGACGAACUGACUUGUGUGAAGGUUUGUCUAUGGAGAUUGCAUGGCUGUUUACUCAAUUUUCUACACCUGUCAGCAACGGGUAUGGCUGAAAUAGCCGAAGACACUAAUUUGAAGGGGUGUCUACAUACUUCUGUAUAUAUAGUGUAUUUUGAAAGUCAAUAAUUUCCUGAGCUGUAAAUGAGGCAUUCAAUGUUAUUGAGCACAUAGACAAUACUAUUUAGGUUCAGUUCGGAGUUAUUUGUUGAUGCCUCCUAUGAAAAGUCUGUAGAUAUUUGUAAUAAUAUGCUUUGAAAAGAAGGAACAUACAGUAGAGUUAGUGAUUAAUCUUAGGUUUAUUCAUGCAAAUGUUUACUUCUUCCCUGUUUCAAAACUGUGUAGAACUAUGACUGUAAUGGACCACGGAGUACUGAAAUGUUAGUGAGAAGGUGCAAUAUUACCCACAAUCAUACCACAGCAGCAGAUCCACCAUAUAGAAAGAAUGCCACAAUGCAUUGACAAUCAGUUAAGCAGGCACAUGCAGCAGCAGAGACAGAACCUUGUGCUAACACACUCACAAAAUGUCUAGGUGCCGUGUGAUGAGACAUACGGGUAGAAACAUUUUCAAAGCACAUGAUGAUCAUAGCAAAUUGUUUAGACAAAUGGGAUCUUGGUUGAACGGUCAUUACAUUUCUGGCGUGAUCCAGGGACAGCAAGGAAGACGGUGUGAGGGGUGUAUGGGGAGGGAGGACCAUCACGGUGAAGUGGGGUCCUCGCAAUCCAUACAGAUUGCUCUGGUAGGGCAUGAAUGAGGCAUCAGACUGUCUAUAGCCCUGUUUAUACCUGGUACUAACAUGUGCCCCAAGUCCUGAUCUGGUCCACAUUCUGAUUGUGCCCACAUUUUCAGAUGGGUGUAGACUAUUAAAAGACACAAUGUGAUCAGAUCUUCCUGACCCCCUCCGGAGGUAGGAAGGCACGCACUGUCUGGAUCUCAAUCAAGUGAAAGCAGAUAUGGAUGGUCAAACCAUUUAAAUCAUUAUGCCAGCCUCUAAAAUCAUUGACAGGUAGCACAAGUGACUUAUGGCAUCAGUAAAUAAAUGUAAAGAAACA
Oncorhynchus nerka (sockeye salmon) is the source of this 12096-nucleotide messenger RNA. Its product is annotated as membrane-associated phosphatidylinositol transfer protein 2. The transcript has 24 exons. Bases 719 to 4603 code for a protein of 1294 amino acids. Gene Ontology annotation, cellular component: cytoplasm. Lineage: Eukaryota; Metazoa; Chordata; Actinopteri; Salmoniformes; Salmonidae. Gene Ontology annotation, biological process: phospholipid transport. Gene Ontology annotation, molecular function: phosphatidylcholine binding; phosphatidylinositol transfer activity; metal ion binding. The record is from RefSeq and is a predicted model, not a curated record.